Messenger RNA from Homalodisca vitripennis (glassy-winged sharpshooter), 1761 nucleotides. RefSeq names its product jerky protein homolog-like. Gene Ontology annotation, molecular function: DNA binding. The coding region runs from base 1 to 1761 and encodes 586 amino acids. Lineage: Eukaryota; Metazoa; Arthropoda; Insecta; Hemiptera; Cicadellidae. Gene Ontology annotation, cellular component: nucleus. The record is from RefSeq and is a predicted model, not a curated record. The transcript is spliced from 4 exons.
AUGUCAGAUAAUCACCACAUGUAUCACAAUUUGAUGGUCGGAAGCUGGACGAGGAUCAGGACUUACAAGGUCAUCUUCAAGCUCAACCAUGAAAAUGCCCCCAACCACACGGCCUUCGUCAUUACCAACUACCUCACCCAGAAUGAAGACCCUGUAGAUCCCCAGCCUCCUAACGGCCCUGACAUAGCUCCUUUUGUUUGUUCUUUGCUCUGCUCUGUGCGUAUAUCCGAUAUCAUUACGGCUAGUAAACGUAAACACAACUCGUGUACGUUAAAAGAAAAACUCGAAGUUCUCAAAAGACUAGACAAUGGUGAAAGUGCUACUCAACUUUCAAUUGAAUUUGGUGUCGGUAAAGCGACGAUCAGUGACUGGAAAAAGAAGCGGGCAAAAAUCGAACAAUUUUGCUCUGUUACAAGUGAAAACACUCAAGAAAAACGUCAAACUACUACUGUGUCAUCGUAUGACAAACUCGAUGAAGCACUUUACUUGUGGUUUUCUCAAGAGAGACAAAAAGGCAUUCCCAUUACCGGCCCUCUUAUUAAAGAAAAGGCGCUUCUACUAAACAUCCUUAUGGGAGGCGAUCCGUCAUUUUCGGCUAGUUGCGGUUUUUUAGAUCGGUGGAAAAAAAGGCACGGUAUCAGGCAACUGACUGUAACUGGCGAAAAGAUGUCUGCAGACAGCAACGCAGCCGCAGAAUAUCUUCAGGAGUUCAAAGAAAUUACAUCCUCCUACUCACCCCAGCAAGUGUACAACGCUGAUGAAACGGGGCUAAAUUUCAAAGCGUUGCCAACAAAGAGCCUAGCUUCAAGAGAAGAAAAGUCCGCUCCAGGAUUUAAAAUGGAUAAGCAACGACUAACCGUAUUAGCAUGCAGCAACGCUUCCGCCACCAAUAAGAUACCUUUGAUGGUUAUCGGUAAAUCCAAAAAACCUCGAUGUUUUAAAAACAUGAAUAUGAACGCUCUGCCGGUUUACUAUAAAAACCAAAAGAAAGCUUGGAUGGAUCGUGCUUUAUUUCAAGAAUGGUUUGAGAAACAAUUUGUGCCCAACGUGAGAGCCUACAAUGAAGAAAAUAGACUGCCUGAUAGAGCGUUGUUACUCAUAGAUAACGCUCCGUCCCAUCCGGAUGACUUAGAGCUGGUUAUUGGUGAUAUAAAAGCCAUUUUUCUACCACCGAACGUUACUUCGAUCAUACAACCAAUGGACCAAGGAGUUCUACAAGCGUUGAAGCAAAAUUAUCGGAAAAAGCUGCUCCGAAGCCUGCUUGAGGAAAAUGAAGACCUCACAAUUCUCCAAAAGCUUAAGAAAAUCACGAUCAAAGAUGUAAUUUUCUGGGUGGCAGAUGCUUGGGAGAACACAAGCUUUGUUGAAGAGGUUGUUCCACCGGUAAAUGAAUGCGAACUUCUUCCUCUUGUAAAAAAAAUACCGGGAUGCGAAAAUGUAGAGAAGGAGUGUGUUGAUGAGUGGACGGCUGUAGAUGACAAAGGCUUCGAGGAGUACACAGACGAAGACAUCGUGGCACAGGUGCAAGGAGUCCCAGCUGAUGACUCAUGUAGCAGUGAGGAUGAGGGAGACGCCCAAACUACCGAUAUUGUUCCACACAGCGCAGCUGCAAGUGCCUUUGACCUCGCUCUACGCUACGUCGAGCAACAUGCCGCUGCUACUCCCAAUGACGUAAUGUUCAUUCGGCGUUGGCGAAACAUUGCAUCGUCCAGUCGUUUUAGUGUGUUGCGUCAAAAGAAGAUCACUGACUUUAGGUCUUAG